Molecule: messenger RNA, 1565 nt
Organism: Aplysia californica (California sea hare)
Lineage: Eukaryota; Metazoa; Mollusca; Gastropoda; Aplysiida; Aplysiidae
Product: L-rhamnonate dehydratase
Biological process (GO): amino acid catabolic process; carbohydrate catabolic process
Molecular function (GO): hydro-lyase activity; magnesium ion binding
Source: RefSeq, a predicted model, not a curated record
GAAUGGCGCGAGAAGGUAGGGCCAGACUUCCCACUCAGCCUGGACUGCUACAUGGCUCUGACCGUGCCGUACGCCACACGUCUGGCCCGUGCCCUGGAGCCGCACGGGCUCAAGUGGAUGGAGGAGUUCCUUCCCCCUGACUGCUAUGACGGCUACAAGCAGGUCCGGGAGAACCUCAGGGGGUGUGACGUGUUGUUGACGACAGGGGAGCAUGAGUAUACCAGGUACGGCUUUCGCCAGCUCUUGGAGUCACGCUGCGUUGACAUCAUCCAACCGGAUAUCACGUGGUUGGGAGGCAUCACGGAAGCACGCCGCGUCGUUGCCAUGGCAGCGGCGACUGACACCAUUGUGAUACCGCACGGGUCAAGUGUGUACUCGUACCACCUUCAGUACGCCUUCUCCAACUGUCCUGUCGCCGAAUACAUCAACAUGAGUCAUAGCGCGGACCAGCUAGUGCCCUACUUCGGCGGCCUGUUCCCCGACGAGCCGCUCCCUAAGGGAGGGUUCAUUGACCUGCCGGACAGGCCCGGCUUCGGGGUGACCUUGAAGAAGGACAACUUGACCCGGCCGUACCCGCGCACAGACGAGGAGUCCAAGCGCCAAGCAGACGCCAACAUCAAGAGACCGAUGCCGCAGACCGCCAAGAUGCCUUUCUAAAUAUCUAAGCUUGCGUAGCUUAAGCUGACACAGUGACAAGACACUCUUUUUUUUUUUUUUUGGCGCCACUUUUAUAAAUUUCCUUUUCGAAAGUCUGAUCGUUUACCUUACUUGUGGUGAAAAAUCGAAGUGGAAUCCAAAACUGAAGAAGAUAGUUGUCGAUCUUGGGUGAAACUGACUAGUUUUUUAAAAAUAAAUUAGAAUUCAAAUUUCAGAAGAACGCCUUUUUUUAAAUGGUUAUGCUGGCCAAAAGCUUCUUUAUCUCACAAUUGCUGUUUUUAAAAAAGGCAUUUUGCCAGCCUAGUCUGUGACUGCAGUGAUUACAAUACAUUUGUUACUAGUUUUUUUGUAAGAGUUUUACGGUGCUUGCAAGACGCAACCAGGUUAAAUAAUAUGUGUCGAAGACUGGAGGCCUUUUCUAAACUGCUAGAGAGUAGCAAUCAAGAAAAGGAGAGGUUUGAUAAAGAUGAUAAUGUUCAAUAAGAAAGAAGAAGCAAUCUACACCAGAGCGCCCACCAACCACCAACAAGGUAGUCUUGAAUUUAUUGAAAUGACUUUUAUAGCUAGAUUCCGAUAUCCCCCGCUCAACCCCACAAAAAAGAGAAGAAUAUUCCGUUUAUUAUGUACUGUGGAUGGUCCUAUUUUUAAAAUUUACUUUACAUCUUUAUAUCAUGGAUUGCGAUUUCCUGGACUGGAAUAUUCAGUACAUGUGUACAUGCAUUCUUUGGUAACUUUCAUUUUAAAGAAAAAUGUGUGUUCUUUAGCACUUUUUUAGGGGGUGGGUGCUAUUUUCGUAUACCAAUACCACAAUACAGUCGAAGUUGUCUAAGACUGUCCCCGUUGUUUUAUGCAAGACAAAUUCUGAAAUUAUGCAAACUGUGCCUAAAAAUAUGAAAUUAUGCGAUUCU